AUGGUGCACCUCCUUAACUUUCUCGCACUCUCGCUCCUCCUCCCUACUCCCUCCCUCACACAGACAACCCCCAUCGACGUGCGUGAAGCUACCAUCGCCAGCAUCCACAGCUCUCUAUUCUCCGGCCUCACCACCUGCCGGGGCGUCGUGAGCGCCUUUAUUGCCCGGAUAGAGCACUUCAACUCGGACAUCAACGCCAUCAUCACCCUGAAUCCGGAUGCCCUGUCCAUUGCCGACUCUCUGGACCAGUCCCUGUCCCAGGGCAAUGCCACCGGUCCGCUCUUCUGCAUCCCCAUCCUGCUUAAGGACAACUAUGAUGCCCUGCCCAUGCCCUCGACGGGCGGGUGCUUGGCCCUGAAUGCCUCGAAGCCAGCACAGGACGCCCCCGCCGUGCGAGCCUUCCGCAACGCGGGCGCCGUGAUCCUGGGUAAGUCGAAUCUGCACGAGUUGGCGCUCGAGGGCCUCUCGGUGUCCAGCCUGGGCGGCCAAACGAUCAAUCCAUACGACUUCACGCGCACCCCUGGGGGCAGCUCCGGCGGCACCGGCGCAGCAGUGGCCGCCUCGUUCGCCGUGUUCGGCACGGGGACCGACACGGUGAACUCGCUGCGCAGCCCAGCCAGCGCCAACAGCCUUUUCAGCUUCCGGCCGACACGCGGGCUGAUUUCGCGUGCCGGCGUCAUCCCCAUCUCCUACACACAGGACACGAUCGGCGCCAUUGGCCGGUCUCCGCUGGACAUCGCCACCGCCAUGACGGUCAUGGCGUCGGUCGGCUACGAUCCCGCCGACAACGUGACGUCGGCGAUCCCGCCCGCCGUGCUGGGCACCGACUACACGACCUUCGUCUCGCAGGGCACUCGGACGAACCUCACGGGAGUCCGUAUCGGCGUGCUCGAGGGGUUCUUCAACCGCGCCGCGAGCAACGAGACCACGCCGGUCAACGACGCCAUGGACAAUGUGAUCUCCAUUCUCCAAGCUCAGGGCGCCAGCGUGGUCCUCAUCAACGACACGGCGACGUACAACGCCACGGCCAUCUCGGCGCAGAUGGACGUGCAAACGUGCGAAUACCGCGAACUGCUCAGCCAUUACCUCGCCAGCGACAACCUGACGGGCCCGCACCCGCGCAGCAUGCCGGAGCUGUACACGGCCAACGCGAGCACGCCCGAGUUCCUGGUCAUUCCGUCGCAGUACUCGUACGUGGAGGCGGCGCUGGUGUCGUCGACGUCCAACGCCUCGUACUACCUGAAGCAGGCCCGCAUCGCCAACCUGACGCGCGCCCUGCACGCCACCAUUCUCACCAACCAGCUCGCCUGCCUCAUCUACCCGGAGCAGAAGAACCUGGUCGUCCCCAUCGGCUCGCCCAGCCAGUCUGGCCGCAAUGGCAUCCUGGCCGCCGUGACCGGCUCGCCCGUCAUCACCAUGCCGAUCGGCUUCUCGCCGUCGUCGCCCACCGCCCCCAUCGGCAUCCCCAUCGGGAUGGAGAUCCUGGGCUUGCCCUGGAGCGAAGGCUCGUUGUUGCAGAUGGCCAAGGCCAUCGACGACGUGUUGCAUGCCAGGAGAAUGCCCGUGACGGCGGGCUUGAACGAGACCGUCGAGGUCACCACCGCCUACACUCAGGUCCCGCGGGUGGUCCCGCUGGGAGCGAAGAAUAUAGACAAGACUGCGUAUCCUCUCGGCAUAUACUGA
Messenger RNA from Fonsecaea erecta, 1683 nucleotides. RefSeq lists its product as hypothetical. The coding region runs from base 1 to 1683 and encodes 560 amino acids. The transcript has a single exon. The record is from RefSeq and is a predicted model, not a curated record. NCBI's taxonomy places the organism in Eukaryota, Fungi, Ascomycota, Eurotiomycetes, Chaetothyriales, Herpotrichiellaceae.